AGGUUGUAAAUAUGGCCGACGAAGUGACGGAAUACACCGCUAUGCAAGAAAGUAUUUUCAACAUGGACAACUUCGUCGUAGAAAAGUUGAUAGGCAAGGGACAGUUCAGCUGUGUUUACAAAGCCAAAGUGAAGACUGGUGAACAUAGGACGGUGGCGCUUAAGAAAAUACAGAUAUUUGACAUGGUGGAUGUUAAGGCUAGAUUGGACUGCAUGAAGGAGAUAAAUUUAUUGCAGCAAAUGGACCACCCCAACAUCAUCAAGUACUACGCAUCCCUGAUAAAGAACAACGAGCUGGUGAUUGUCUUGGAGCUAGCAGAGGCCGGGGACUUGGCUCGGAUGAUCAAGUACUUCCGAAGACAACGGCGGCUCAUCCCAGAGAGAACUAUCUGGAAAUACUUUGUACAGAUCUGCAGUGCGGUCUCCCACAUGCACUCCAAGAGGAUCAUGCACAGAGACAUAAAACCAGCAAACGUUUUCAUCACCGCAGAUGGCACAGUUAAGCUCGGUGACCUAGGUCUCGGUCGCUACUUCAGUGCCAAGACUAUGGCAGCACACUCUAUGGUUGGAACUCCGUACUACAUGAGUCCUGAGCGAAUGCAGGAGUGUGGUUACACCUUCUCUAGCGACAUAUGGUCCUUGGGUUGCUUACUGUAUGAGAUGGCUGCACUUCAAUCGCCGUUUUACGGGAAUAAAAUGAAUUUGUUUACGCUAUGCAAAAAAAUUGAAAGAUGUGAAUACGCUCCAAUCCCAUCAGUUGUAUAUUCUAUGCAGAUGCAGAAGCUAAUCAAAGAGUGUAUAACAGCUGACCCAUCUAGACGGCCAGACAUUUCUCAUGUUCACGGAGUUGCACAGACGAUGCACGAGAAAAACAUUUUUAGACACCCGGCCGCUCCUCACUCCCUCCCGCCUUCCUCUGUCUCCAUCAGACGAGUUCUUCAGUCUCGAUGUUCUAACAAAUGAUUCUCAUUUGAUCGUAAGGCCUAACUGAUGUCUCCUGUCACCAAUUUUUUGCACUUCAGUCAAACAAUGUUGGUUUUGCGCAAGUGUUCUGUUGAGUGUUGGUGCUGAGAAGACUUUCUGGGAGAAAGUGUUGCUACCAAAAGCUGUUGUUUUUAGUGUAAUCAUUACUACUGUAAAUUAUUUUACUGUUUGAAGGAAUGCAAUGUAAAUUAUUUUUGUAGAGAAAAAGUGAAAAUGUUAAAUAUAGGUAGUGUAAAAUUUAAUUACUUUAACUAUGC
Messenger RNA from Macrosteles quadrilineatus (aster leafhopper), 1240 nucleotides. RefSeq names its product serine/threonine-protein kinase Nek7-like. The transcript is spliced from 5 exons. Gene Ontology annotation, biological process: protein phosphorylation. Gene Ontology annotation, molecular function: ATP binding; protein kinase activity. NCBI's taxonomy places the organism in Eukaryota, Metazoa, Arthropoda, Insecta, Hemiptera, Cicadellidae. The coding region runs from base 12 to 962 and encodes 316 amino acids. The record is from RefSeq and is a predicted model, not a curated record.